This is a messenger RNA of Apodemus sylvaticus (European woodmouse), 8348 nucleotides long. It is a transcript of the gene C11H4orf50, whose product is annotated as chromosome 11 C4orf50 homolog. The record is from RefSeq and is a predicted model, not a curated record. Lineage: Eukaryota; Metazoa; Chordata; Mammalia; Rodentia; Muridae. The coding region runs from base 13 to 4329 and encodes 1438 amino acids. The transcript has 12 exons.
AAUGUUUCCGGGAUGGAGCCAACAGCCCAGGGGCAGACUGAGAAAAGCUUCAGCUACGUCAUCAGAGCUCCCAGCAUCGAUGGCACUGAUGGGAUAAAUGUGGAUGUGAAGAUUGACACCUGCUGGGUGUUCCGAGACCUGGAGGAGAGUGACAAGAAGCAGGCAUGCCUUCCGGAAACAGCCAGCAGCCUGGACCUGGACACAGGGCUGCUCAGAGAGCAGCUGGAAUCCUCAGAGCAGAAGCUGUUGGCAGCUGUGGACAAGCAUGUGAUAUCAGAGUCAGGGCUGAGGCACAGGGUCCAGGAGCUGGAGCUGUCAGAGAAGAGGCUUCUCCUGAAGGUAGAACAGCUGAGUGCCUGUGUGGCCCAGGAAAGAAGCGCCACACUCCAUGUCCAGGAGCAGCUGCAGUCACUGAAGGGCACACUGGUCAGCCAGGUGCGGGAGGCAGAGAGCGCGGUCAGACGGCAGCGGCGGCUGCAGGAGCGACUGCGGCGCAAGGACGAGGCACUGGCGCGGCAGGCGGCGGCCCUGAAGCGUUGCGGGCGGGUGCAGCGGCAGCAGCUGGGCCUGGUGCGGGAGCAGGAGCGCGUUCUGCGGGUGCAGGUGCAGCGGCUGGAGCGCGACGUGCGGCGCCUGGGACACGCUGCGGGCCUCCUGCUGGCUCAGCUGCACACCGCGGACUCGUCUCCCGAUGCGGGGAGCUCCGGGUCGCAGCUUCUGACCAGUCCCCUGGGUGACCCUGAGGUCGUAGAGCUGAGCGCGCUGCGAGCCAGGGCGGAGCUCGCAGAGCGGGAGCGGGAGAAAGCGAUGUGCAGGCUGCGGGAGCACAGCGCCACCGAGCGGCAGCUGCGGGAGCAGCUGGAGGAACUGCGCUGCUGUGUGUAUGGGCUGACCUUGUCGGAGAUAGGCCUGCAUAGCCAGGUGGAGGAGCUCGCCCACCAAAACCGGCGCCUGCGGGCCCAGAUGGGGCACGGUAGCCCGGGUGCCUUGGGCUGUGCACAGAGUGAUUCUCUGCCUCCACUCAGAGCAGAGGUGCUGGAUCCCGGCAGAAGCCAUGACUGCCACGGUGAUGCGUGUGGACUUCAGGGCCUGGCAGGCCAGCUCUCGGAAGAGCCCCCCAGCUGUGUUGGAGAAGGACCAGACCCCCACAUGAUGGUGUCGGCAAGGACCAUAGCCAAGCUUCAGAGAGACCUGCCAGGGUCUGAGCAUAGACAGGGUGCCCUUGUCCAGCCCCACCUAGAUCCACAGGCUCUCCGGCCGCUGUGUAGCUGCCCCCUGGGGUCAGGAGUGGCUGAGCCACUCUGUUCCUUGGAUUUGGCAGGAGUGGCAGAGAAUCUCCAAGGUGAUGGAGCCCAAGAACCCUUACUGCUGUUACCCACGUCCACGCUCCAGCUCUGGGGACCUGCUGGAGACCCAGAGCUCUUACUGUCACCUCUGCUCCAUGAGUGUCCCCUCCACGAACUUCAGAGCCAAGAUGAGGUGGACAGCACGCCCUCACCUGCCCCUGCAGCGUUGGCACACCUUGGCUGCCAUUGUAAUCUGGCAAGGAGCCAUGACACCUCCCUCAGGCGGGAGUCCUCACUCAUUUCCAAUGGCCCAUUUCUCCCAAAAGGAACCAAGGAGCUAAGAGACACGCGGCAGGGGAGAAGUGGGCCUCCAGUCACAAGUGCAGAGAAGUGGGGGGUGAUGGGAACCUUGGGUGGUAUAAAGUCAGAGCUUGAUGACAGGUGCCUGCUGCUCCUUCAAGGCACUGAGAAGCUGUCCUUGGGCACUGAGGUUCACACCCCAGAGGGCAUUCAGGAAGGGGACAGAGAUGCAGGUACCCAGGCUGUAGCCCCCUUCCCUUGGCUUCAUUCAGAAUGUCUAAUACUGCCUCUGUGUGGGACAGCCUCUAUGUCACAGGAGGGUCCUGAUUCCCUGAGCAGGAGAGGGAAUGUGGGAGGGCAUGUCUGGGAACAUUUGGUAAAUCUGUCUCAAGAGAAGGAGGACAAGGCCACCGACUUCAGGGCUUAUGGGACCCAAGAGUGGAGGACAAAUGGCAGGCAGCUCUCAGCAGGAAAGGGCAAAGAAGUCUGGAGGUGUAGACAGGGCAAGCUGGACCACCAGCCGUGCUUUGGAGACACUGAGCUCCUACAGAAGGAGAGCUCUGCGGAUGAAGAACAAGAGGAGAUGCAGGUCCAAGUGGCAUCAGACCUAGCUUCUGUGGGCCCUGAGCAGCCUGAGUUCAAGACCCAUGUAGGUCAGGAACAGUGCAUGCUAAUAGAUGAUCAGGAUUGGUUACAGGUUUCCAGCUUGGUCUCAGCAGGAACCAGCAGUGAAGGUCCUUGCUCCUCACAGGCUCCGAUCACAGGGCAGGACAGGUAUGCCCUCCAGACAGACACACUGGAGAAGGAGGUGGAAGCAUGCUUCCAGCAGCUGAACAACCUGAAGCUUGUGUGUGGAGAUCCCCAGCAGAUGUCAGCAUUGAUGGCAGAGAGCCACAGUGCCACUCAGAGGUGGCAGCGGCAAGACAUUGAGGAGAGUAUGUGCCUUCAGCAGGUAUUGGCCAGCCAGGAUCCCAUCACCAAACCCAACAGGAACAGUGAGGGAGUGGGGCUGGACAAGAAUGUGGUCCUACACAAUGGAGAAGUUCUUCCAGGAGCAGCACUCAGUGGGGAUAAAGUCAACCGGGGCCCUGCUGAGUUAGGUGGGAGUCAGCUCCCCACAACAUGGUGUACCUUAAAUAAGGCGGGAAGCAGAUUCCAUCAGCUCAGUGCCAACAUGAAGAAAGAGAGAAGUCAGGUUUUACUUGAUAAUGCCAGGCUCGAGGGAGACCAAGAAGGAUGUCACCAUGAAGGAUGCCCUUGUGAAAAGGAGCAUGCAAGAGAAGCAGCCACAGCACUGAGACUAGAGCAGGCAAACCGCACGCUGCAGGGACAACUGGUCUACCUGAAGCAUGAGCUGGACCAGUGCCUGCAAGCUGUAUCUGACCUGGAGGAAUGCAAUAGGAAGAAUUACUGCAAGAUUUCCCAGCUGGAAGAGGAGAAUGAGAAACUGAAGGGGGACCUGGGCCAGCUGCAUAAGGCCAUGUCUGAAAGCGUCAGGAAAGCUGGGAGCAGGAUGAAAAAUGUCAUCCUGGAAAACACAGAGCUCAGGGCUCUGAUCUCAGAGCUCGGGGUCAGUUAUAAAGGACUGAUAAAAGACACAGUGCUAGGGAUAGAAGACAUGGUCUGGGCUCUGCAGGGGGAAAACAAGCACCUUGUGGGCAGGGUCCAAGGCCUGGAGAGGGAGGUUCUGCAGAUGAGCAGGGAUCCGAGGGAAGGAAAGUGGUCCUCCCAAGGAAACUCUGACAUGGUUGAAAACAAGGGACACGCUGAAGACAAAGAGGUCCAGGUGACUAUGUUUUCAAGACAACUGAGCACAAGAGCCUGUGGGCCAUCCUGGGCUGAGAAAUCAGAUAUGACUGGAAGCCCUUUCUUAGAUUUGGAAGAUUCCAGAUGCAGGGCUGAUGCUAGUACAGCCUCAUCAGUCCAUGCAGUCACUGCAGAGCCUCAGGAAGCACACACCGAUGGGGCAGGGGGAGACAGAGCCUGGCUGCAGAGAGAACAGAAGACACCAUGGUGUUCUGUGCAACAAGGACAGCCUCAGAGGUCCCGGAGCCUCAGCCCCCAGCUCCAAAACUCCAAGGCUGCUGCCUCUGAGGAAGACACCAAAGUACGCAUACAGCAGCUCCAUCACCAGGUGCGGACCCUACAGUGCCAGCUCAGGGACCAGGGCUGGGCACUGCGGGAGUUGCAGGUGGCUCGAGAUGAGGCGGUGAGCCUCCAGGAUAAACUCAAAGGCAAGCUUGAGGGGCUCUGGGAACAGCAGCGUGAAGUGCGCCUGGAGACGAGUCCUUUGAAGGCCAAGCUGGCUUCCCUGGUCCACAAGUGCCAGGAGAGGAAUCGCCUGAUUGAGCACCUACUACAGGAGCUGCCAAGACAUGAGCCCAGAAACCACCUGCUCUCUGAGCUGGCACAGAACAUGCUUGAGGAUGUGGCCCUGGCUGAGUAUAGUGCCACCUUCCUGACCCCAGGAGCACCAGAGACAUUCUGCCACCUGGAUGUGAGCUCCAAGGAGACCUCAGCCAGAGGAGGAGGAGCUCAGGAGGAUCUGUUUAAUUCUGAAACAGACAGUGUCCUUCAAAGCCUGUGGGGUGCGGAGUUCUGGUCCCUUCCAGGGGCUGAGUGGGCAUUGCAGACAGCUCCACCGGGUUACCCAAAGGAAAGAAGACAACACCACCAGGCAGAUCACACCGGCAAAGACGAAUGUCUGUUCCAGACGACCAAUGGAGCAGAGGUGGCCCUGUGAUGCAUCGUCCUUUCAAGAACUGAGUUACAAACCUCGUCAUCACCCCCUCCCCAAGUCAUCAUGAAGGAAUGUUUCUCUCUGCACAAAACCAGUGAGCUCCUCAGAAGCUCCCAGUACUGGUGUGGAGCAAUAGUGGGACCCUAGGAUCUGGAGUUCCCAGGUUGGAUGUGUCCUUGUACAAAUGACUUAACUUUUUUGAAUGUCUCCUCCUUAGUCUGUUUGGGAGCCUUUCUUCCUAGCUGACAGUCACAUAUAAUGGUGUCAUGGCUGGCAAGUCACCCCAGACCUUUAGAAUGGUGGCACUUGUUCUGGGAUCACCUUGGUGAUUGUGGGCUGUCUUCUGCUCACCUCCCUGAUAUCAUUCAGGACUUGCUGCCUCUAAGCACACACAGUACCACUGCUGUCUGUUCUGCAUGCAGUGGGGAUGAGCCUGGAGGGAAGGUUUUAAGUGACUCUGGAGGUGAUCUGAACAUCAUGGAGGUUCCUCAGGCUCCAGGUUGAAUGGAGGGCUCAGCUAGGAUGGAAAUUGUCUAGGGAGAGCUCCCCAUCAACCCAGUGACUGACUCUCAAGGGAAAUAAACUCUGCUAAGCACCUCCACCUAGUAUGGAGAAGAUUCUACAGGACAUCCAGGUACUGGACUCUGCUCCUAUCCUUCUGGUGAUCCUUGUGCUAUUUCCAGGCUUCUAAGAGCCCCAGGUCCUCACUUGUAUAGUGGAUGCAUGCUCGUGUUUUCCAGUUCACUGUUAACUGUGACACCUCCCAGGCUGCAGACCCUCCUGGCAUCACGGCUCAGUCCCUCCUAGUUAUUAGCUCCUAUUGGUGGCUUCUGUUGAGGAGCACGGGAAGCUGUGGCUCAUGAGAAGGCUCCAGGCAGCCUCUCUGCUUCCAGGAUUGUGGGGAGAAGGAGCUGUUUUUCUAGACAUUUCUAGCAAGUGUGUCCUCUACCUUCCUCCUAGAGAAAGCAUCCCAUGCCCACACUUUGUUCCAUUUCUAUUUUCUUAUCAAUGGGCUUAGCUUCUAUAAGAGGGGGAGAUGUUUCCCUUUUAGCCAAGGGUUGAUGGGGCUGGCUGGCUCUGGAAGAUGGGCAUCCAACAGGACCAUUUGAGAUUUAAGCACCCCUAGAAGAGUUAAGAAAAACAAGAGUCUGCCUGGAUAAUUCUCCAGAAGCCAUCUUCCUAGCCUUGAUGCUGUGUUUCCAAGUGAAUGAUAGGAUCUGGGUGGAUUCAGCGGGUACAUCUUAGGCUUGGGAAGGACCUGGGUCAUAGGCAGGUCCCAUAACCCGUGUGCUCAAACACAGAAUCUAGCAUACAACCAUGCUACCCUUGGAAGAUAUGGCCCAAAACACAUAUUCCUGACUGUGCUUUCAAUUAGGCAGAAGGUGCAGAGUGUAAACUUUGUGUCUCAACUGCCUUGAGCAUCCAGUUCACUGCACUGAGCACAUCCGCACACUCACUGCAUUCACUACACACCGUGGCCAUCAUCUCUCGACUUCAGAGCUCAGAUGUCUCCUCAACUUACUAUGCUGGGAAGUGGGUCCCAGGGUUAUUCCCAGGAUCCCCGAGGCUAGUGGGAAAUGAACUUGGCACACACCAGUACUCUGUAAAUGCUGUUUUCCAGUCAAUGAGGACAAAUCUGAGGUCUCCCACUCACUUCCCCAGCAAGAGCCAGGAAGUCAGGGGGAGCACCCUGGCUUUGCAUAACUUUAAACUUCCCACUGCAGCUUCCCACUAUAGGAAGACUCCUGCAAAGUCUUCCCAGUACCCGGAGGAGAUCAUUAGAAGGCACUCGGCUCUUAGUGUGGGAUCAAUGAAGCCUGUACUAGGCACGGUGGCACACACCUUUAUCUCAGCAUUCGAGGAGCAGAGGCAGGUGGAUUUCUAUGAAUUCGAGGUGAAUUCCAGGCCAGCCAGGGCUACACAGUGAGACACCGCCUCAACAAACAAACAAACAAACAAACAAAACAAAAGGAAAACAACAAACAAAUAAAUGUUCUCCAAAUAUCUCUCCCACAAGGAGGAGGGCACAGGCGACCUCCGGUUGCUUCACUCCAGGACUCACAGGCACUAAAUGCCAUGGCUCAAUGCUCUCCAGAUUUUGUUUAUUAAUUUGACCAAUAGCAGUGACUCAGGCUAAUCUCUGAGUUCUUGCAGUAGGAGUCCGCUAUGGUCAGCCCAUCAGUGGCUCCACUGCAUGUCCCUUCUGAAUAGCCCUUCUUCCUGACUUUGGCUGGCAUCUUGUCUUCCUGCACUCAGUCCUAGGUGAUCUUCUUGUCCUGGGUUCCAUAGGUCUCUCUUCCCACCCAAUGCUGCUGCAGCUACUUUCUCCUUUCUAAAGCCUGGACGGAGACUUAUGAAGCACCCCGAGCACCGUGUGCCAACUGGAACCCGCGGCCACACAUGAGAAAAAUCCUUUAAGGUCAGAUGCGGACUCAGCAGAGUCUGGCUUCUUCCCCCCUCGGCUUUGGAUGAGAUGGAACGCAGAUGGAAGAGCCUCUUGUCAACUCACAUUCUGUGGAAAUAGACCAGUUUGAUGCUACUUGACUUUCAUGUGCAAGCUAGAAGACAGAAACCACCUGGCAUAGGAGGGACAAGAAAGAUUUCAAGGCAGAGCAGCAAGGCUGCUGUGAGCGGUCGGAAGCUCUCUGACCCUGAAGACACUUGCUCCUCACCUGGCAGCCUGGGUCCUGACACCCUUGCAACAGCAUCUGCUGGGAGCACCGGGGAACAGGCUAGGUGGGGAAGCACUUUGCAGACGAGUGCAGUGAAGACAUUUUAUUUGGGUCAUUCCUUUGGUAUGCGUUUAUGACAUACCUACUGUGUGCGCUGUGAACAAUAUGAUCUGUCUGCCUUGAGAUGAUUUGGAAAACAUCCCUGGACAGAGAAGGAUUGCCUGUCAGAUGGCUGUACUACACAUUCGUCAAUUAUAACUAACAACAGCCAGAGAGUUGGCAUGGCAACGUUUCUCCCUGAACUGCGAGGCAGGAAGCUUAAAAUAGGUACGCUGGAGGUGUGGCAGCAGCCGAGACAGAUAGCUCUGCAGCCUGAAACGGGUGACAAACUCAGAGUACUCAUGCCCUUGUCUGUCCCCAGCAGGUCAGGAGUGCAGGGACUGAGAGUGAAGACACGGAAGCAUCCACUGUGGGGGCUGGAGAGAGAGUAGGACGCGCCCUAAAUACCCUUCCUUCCUGAAGCCCAGACAACUUAAGUGGGACACCCUUGGCCAUGGGACCCAGGUGGGACUGCACCUGUUCUGAUGUCUCUUGUAGACUGCUGCCAGCAGUGCCACAGUGUAUCCUCUUCUGAUUGAGGGCGCAGUUCACUUUCUAGUGGGUUUCAAUGGGCAUGGCAUCAAUUAGAUUCUGAGUUCAAGUCCCUCUUUCUCUAAGGAAUUCAUGUGCACAUGAAUGACCCUCCUUGGGAAGUCCAGAGUCCUCUAAGAUGGUACUCUAUCCCCAGCACCAUAAACACUGGGUGUGGUAAAGGCCUGUGAUCCUAGCAUUCUGGAUCGGGGGUGGGGUGGGGGUGGUGCAGACGGAGCAAAUGUUCAACAUACCUUCAGUUGCACAAGUUUGAGACCAGUCUGGGGUACACAAAUCUUGUCUCAAAAGCAAAACAAACAAAACAAGAUAUGAAUUAAGCAAAGCAUGCUGACACGUGCCUGUAAUCCUCUCACCUAGCAUUGGGAGGCAGAGGCAGGAGGAUGCAGAGAUGAAGUCUAGUCUGGGCUAUGGGAAACUGUUUGUCACAACGUUCAUGGAGCAUUCUGUGGUGAGAUUCAUCUGUGAGUCUGGUUCAUCAUCCUUCCCUGCAGAGGCUGGGAGCCCGGCUCUCACACAGGACUGCUCUGUGCUCCCUUGCCUCAGCAGGUGACUGAUCAUUUCAGGGGUUUCUUCUCCUCUAAGCUUUGAGCUGAUUAAAAGAGACUAAUGGCUCUUGUUUGUUCCAAGCUGAGAUCCUAGGUCUAGAAGAUGAAACUUUCCUCCCUCCCUUCUUCCUCACUUCUCUUCCCUCCCUCCCUC